AUGAACAUGGCUGUCUCGCUAAACACCGAGACGGAUGGACCUAUGGGGUCCUCGUUUGAUGAGUCUACUGCAGCUUGCGGACAGGUUAACUGUUCAGAGCCAGUAACAGAUGCAUCUGGUGGUAUGCAGUGUGACGUCUGCUGCCGCUGGUAUCACGAAAGCUGUACCGGCCUACAAGCUGACCAGUACCAAAUGCUAUCAUCAAGCGUCCACUUUCUUUUCAGCUGCGCUGAAUGCUGCGCUAAAAGAUCGACGCGCCCGGCUGUCACCGGUGCUAAACUUUCAGCGUUGGCUUCAAGGUUGGCAGAUGUUGAGUUGGCGAUAGCUAAACUCGCCUCUAUUGCGUCGCUCGAUACGAAAAUGGAUUUAAUUUUAAAAUCCCUAAAUAUUUCGUUUGAAGACACAGCAAUAGCCGGCAACAUUGCUGACGAUCCAUCCACUGGAGUCUCUCACUCGAUCAUAAAGUCGCACAUCCUACCGGCCAAUCCAGGUAGCAUUGCUGGCGGUCCUCAUGAUCCGAUCAAAGUGAAGAAAAAUAGGGUGCGGAAAUACCAAAAGCCCUCUGCUAAACCCAGAGAAAUAGUUGCCACGGCAUCAAACGAGAUGCCGUCUUUGACAGUCGUAAAGUCGUCUGAAGAUUGCACACAGAACUUUCCACAGACGCUGACUGUCUCGGCCGCCAGUGAACCAGCCUGUUCUGACGAAAUGCUGGUAACUGCCCAAUGCGAUACAAAGUCAACAGCCCCUGCUCCAGUGAGCCAAAAGAAGAAGCGGACAAGAUCUGCUCGUAAAACUUCGAAGGGGCUUGAAGACCCUGGAACCAGUAAGACGCCGGCAAUAGAGCGGAAAACCUACGCUACCGUUGCUUCGGCGUCGUUUGGGAAGCCAGCGACAGUCCCACCGCCAGUGGUGAAAACAGCUGGUAUAGGUGUCGAAUCAAAGGCACGUGGGGUAAACACUCCCCGUCGUGCCGACUCUUUCACGGAUAGUAGCGUUAUAUUCCGUAACGUUACUGAAUCUGAGGCUGUUCUCCCAAGGGAACGCAUCUUGGAUGACAUCAAGUGGCUGAAACUGUGUGUCAGCAAGCUGCUUCCACCUGGUUUCCCUGGUGUCACUGUCAGAAAGCUGACCAGAUUGGGGAACGUUCCUAUCGCUACGCCAAAUCCACGACCCCGACUACUUCGCGUAGUCCUUUCUACCCCGGAGGAACGCAAAUCGUUACUGCGAUUUGCAUUCAAACUUAAGGGUAGUGGUGUCAGCGUUCAGCCGGACCUCCCACUGGCAGAUAGGUUGAAGUUAAAGGAGGCUAUCAAAGACCUCAAAACUAGACGGGCGGCUGGUGAACAAGGCCUCCGUCUGGUGGGUUUUCAGGUGGUCAGCCGGAAAUUACUUUCCGCCCUAUCAGAACCAAUCCUGAUGGCGCACGACCCAGGGAUGGUCGUGCCGACUUCCUUGAGGUAG
Dicrocoelium dendriticum is the source of this 1461-nucleotide messenger RNA. The record is from the annotation of a GenBank genome assembly. Lineage: Eukaryota; Metazoa; Platyhelminthes; Trematoda; Plagiorchiida; Dicrocoeliidae.